AUGAAAUUCAACAUCGAUGAUCUACCCAUUCUAUUUCCUUACCCCAAGAUAUAUCCUGAGCAAUAUGCCUACAUGUGCGAUCUCAAAAAAACUCUCGAUGCAGGUGGACACUGCGUUCUGGAGAUGCCUUCGGGUACCGGCAAGACCGUUUCCCUACUGUCCCUUAUUGUUGCUUACCAACAAUACAUGCCUGAAAAGCGCAAGCUAAUUUACUGUUCUCGUACGAUGUCCGAGAUCGAGAAGGCGUUAGUCGAGCUGAAGUCUUUGAUGAAAUACCGAGCCGAGGAGCUCGGGUACGAGGAAGAGUUCCGCGGCCUGGGCCUGACAAGUCGCAAGAACCUGUGUCUUCAUCCUUCUGUAAAACGAGAAAAAAGCGGUGCCAUUGUUGAUGCACGCUGCAGAAGUCUCACAGCCGGCUUUGUUAAGGAGAAAAAGGAGCGUGGCGAGAGUGUCGACGUCUGUGUCUACCACGAUAACCUCGAUCUUCUUGAGCCUCAUAACCUUAUUCCCAAUGGUGUUUGGUCUUUUGACGACAUUAUUCGGUACGGUGAGGAACAUAAGCAGUGCCCGUACUUUACUGCACGGCGAAUGAUGCAAUACUGUAACGUGGUCAUUUUCUCCUACCACUACCUCCUUGAUCCCAAGAUCGCAGAAAGGGUGUCAAAGGACUUUUCCAAGGACUGCAUCGUUGUUUUCGACGAAGCUCACAACAUCGACAACGUUUGUAUCGAGUCCCUCAGCACAGACAUUACAGAAGACUCGUUGCGCAAGGCAACUCGGGGAGCGCAGAAUCUAGAGAACAAGAUAUCUCAGAUGCGCGACACAGAUCAGGAGCAGCUACAGAAUGAAUACCAGAAACUUGUGCAGGGAUUACGUGAUGCCGACGAAGCACGUCAAGAAGAUGCGUUCAUGGCAAACCCUGCGCUCCCUGAAGAUUUGCUCAAAGAAGCUGUACCAGGAAACAUCAGAAGAGCAGAGCAUUUCAUUGCGUUCCUAAAAAGAUUUAUCGAGUACUUGAAGACAAGAAUGAAAGUGCGCCAAGUCAUUUCCGAGACGCCGCCUUCGUUCCUUGCCCAUCUCAGAGAGCACACAUUUAUUGAGAAGAAGCCUUUGAGGUUUUGUGCUGAACGCUUGACAUCAUUGGUUCGGACCCUUGAGCUUACCAAUAUUGAGGACUACCAGCCUCUCCAAGAGGUUGCGACUUUCGCGACCUUGGUAGCUACAUACGAGAAAGGCUUUCUCCUCAUCCUCGAACCAUUUGAAUCAGACACUGCCGAGGUUCCUAACCCGGUUCUUCACUUCACAUGUCUCGACGCAGCCAUUGCAAUCAAGCCCGUUUUUGACAGAUUCUACUCUGUCAUCAUUACUUCUGGUACCAUUUCACCCCUCGAAAUCUAUCCCAAGAUGCUGGAUUUCUCUACAGUCAUUCAAGAGUCAUAUGCCAUGACCCUGGCUAGACGAUCAUUCAUGCCUAUGAUCGUUACUCGAGGAAGUGAUCAGGCCUCUGUAUCAACCAGCUUUCAAGUCCGAAAUGAACCUAGUGUGGUGCGAAACUAUGGCAACUUGCUUACAGAAUUCGCCAAAAUCACUCCAGAUGGCAUGGUUGUUUUCUUCCCUUCGUAUCUCUAUAUGGAAUCCAUCAUCAGUAUGUGGCAGGGAAUGGGCAUUCUUGAUGAAGUUUGGAAGUACAAACUUAUUCUCGUGGAGACACCCGAUGCGCAAGAAACUUCGCUCGCUUUGGAAACAUAUCGUACAGCCUGCUGUAACGGUAGAGGUGCGGUAUUGCUUUGUGUCGCGCGAGGCAAGGUUUCUGAAGGCAUCGAUUUCGAUCAUCAAUAUGGCCGUACCGUACUGUGUAUUGGAGUCCCGUUCCAGUACACUGAAUCGCGAAUCCUCAAGGCCCGUCUUCAGUUCUUAAGAGAAACAUAUCGUAUCAAGGAGAACGACUUCCUAUCCUUCGACGCAAUGCGACAUGCUGCGCAGUGUCUUGGUCGUGUCUUGCGUGGAAAAGACGAUUACGGAAUCAUGGUGCUUGCUGACCGUCGCUUUCAAAAGAAGCGUACGCAGCUACCCAAGUGGAUCAACCAAGGUCUUCAGGAGUCUGAUGUGAACUUAAGCACCGAUAUGGCUGUGAGCAGCGCAAGAAGGUUCCUGAGAACCAUGGCGCAACCAUUCCGGGCAAAGGACCAGGAAGGUAUAAGCACAUGGGGAUAUAAGGAUCUGAUGGAGCACAAGGAAAAAAUGGACAUGGAGAGAAUCAAGGAGCUUGAGGAGGAGGCUCAACGGCCACAGCCAGUGGCGGCUCAGGAACAAGACUUCGAAUAUGAUGACGACGAGUUAGACCAGGACAUGAUGGAGAUGGAUGGAUUCUAG
Fusarium sp. VM40 is the source of this 2373-nucleotide messenger RNA. NCBI's taxonomy places the organism in Eukaryota, Fungi, Ascomycota, Sordariomycetes, Hypocreales, Nectriaceae. The record is from the annotation of a GenBank genome assembly.